Oryza sativa Japonica Group (Japanese rice) is the source of this 3591-nucleotide messenger RNA. Its product is annotated as pentatricopeptide repeat-containing protein At3g12770. Gene Ontology annotation, molecular function: RNA binding; protein binding. Gene Ontology annotation, biological process: RNA modification. Lineage: Eukaryota; Viridiplantae; Streptophyta; Magnoliopsida; Poales; Poaceae. The record is from RefSeq and is a predicted model, not a curated record. Gene Ontology annotation, cellular component: intracellular membrane-bounded organelle.
GUGUCCAAACUUUGCGAUCGUAGGUAUGCAAUUUUGUCGAAAUUUACAUAGUAACAACCGAAAGGCCCCCGAAAACCUCGAAACGCAUGAGCCAACCCACGCCGCCGACGACGACGGCCACCACCACCGCCCUGCGCGAGUGGAACCGCCUGAUCCAGCACGCCGCCGCGUCGGGCUCCUACUCCCGCUGCCUCCGCCACUACGCCUCCCUCCUCGCCGCGGGCCUCGGCGGCGGCGGCGCAUCCACCUUCCCGUCCCUCGCCAAGUCAUGCGCCGCGCUCCGCCUCCCCCGCCUCGGCGCCGCCGUCCACGCCCACGCCCUCCUCGCCGGCGCCGCCUCCGCCGUGUUCGUCCGGACCUCCCUGCUCGACAUGUACGCCAAGUGCGGGCGCCUCCCCGACGCGCGCCGCCUGUUCGACGAAAUGCCGCGCCCGACCCUGGUCUCCUGGAACUGCAUGGUCGCUGCGUACGGCAGGAGCUCCCAGGUGGAGGAGUCUGUUGCGGUGUUCAACGCGAUGCGGCGUGCGGGGGUCAGACCCAGCGAGGGCACACUCGUCGGCGUGCUCUCCGGGUGUGUGGACUCCGUUUCCGCAAGCAAUCCUGGCAUGUGCGUCUACGGGUUUAGCGUGAAAUCUGGGCUUGAUGCCGGUUUGCCUGUGUUGAACUCGGUUCUCACCAUGCUUGUCCGUGGUAGCCAUCUGGAUGCUGCGCGGUUGUUGUUUGAUGGAAUAUGCAACAAGUCUGUAGUUACUUGGACUGCAUUGGCAUCUGGUUAUUUACUUAGAGGGGAUUAUCUGGAGGUGUUUGAUCUGUUCAACCGCAUGCGGGGAGUUGGGAAAAAUGUUGACUCGGUAGUGCUCGUGAAUCUCAUAUCAGCUGCUGUUCUGUUUGGGAACUUGUCGGUGGCCAAGGGUGUGCAUGCUCUCAUUAUUAAGCUUGGCUUUGAAUGUGAGGAAGACCUUGCGGCAUCAUUGAUAAACUUGUAUGCAAAGUGUGGAGAUCUUGAAUCCGCUCGAGAAGUCUUUGAUGCAGUUCACAUGGCGAAUGUGGUUGUGUGGACUUCAAUGAUAAGUGGGUAUGUUGAAGGUGGUCAUCUGAAUGAAGCGUUGGUGAUGUUCGAUAGCAUGGUGUGCGCAAACAUUGAGCCGAAUGAAGCAACUCUGUCAUCAGUUCUUUCAGCUUGUGCCAAAUUGGGGUCUGCUAAUCUGGGGAAAAAGGUUGAGGAGCAGGCAAUUGCCACUGGACUGCAUUCAGAGCCGCGAGUAGCUACUGGAUUAAUCGACAUGUAUAGCAAGUUUGGUAGCAUCAAUCUGGCUAGGAAAAUAUUUGAGGGUGUUACCAAUAGAGAUAUAGCUGUUUGGAGUGCCAUGAUUAAUGGGUAUGCUUGCAAUGGAGAAGGAAGUGAGGCUCUUGUCCUUUUCAAGGAGAUGAAAAACAAAGGUUUUCAACCAGAUGGGAUUGCGUUUACUCAUGUUCUUACCGCAUGCAACUAUUCUGGUUUAGUAGAUGAAGGUCUUGAGUGCUUUCACAGCAUGACAAUGGAAUAUGGUAUCGAGCCAUCUAUUGAACAUCAUAUGUGCAUGGUUGAUUUGCUUUGUAAAGCUGGUCAUUUUGGGAGCGCCCUAAAGUUCUUCAAGCAGAUGCCAAGUGAGGUGCAAAAUAAGGUUUUAGCUCCUAUAAUUAGUUCAUACAGUGCUCGUUGUGCUGAUUCAUCCAUAGAUUUCAUACCAGAGGAACUUCUGAAUUUGGAGACUCAAGAUUCUGAUCACUGUGUUCUGAUGUCUAAUAUGCUCAGUUGUUUAGGGAAAUGGAAGAAGGCCACAAGUUAUAGGAGGCAACUAAGCAAGCAAGGAUUAAUGAAGGAACCUGGAUGGAGUUGUAUUGAGCUGAGUGGCUAAUUAUUCUUGAUGUUUAGAGCACUUGAUUCACAUAAUUUUCCAAUCCUAAGAGUAGUCACGUCUCUGGGGGAAAAAAGAGGGGUCAUGUCUCAUGAGUUUAUUGAACAGAUAUCAUUCUCAAGUGAAGCCUUAAGGUUGAAGAAUUAAUUCAUCUUGCAGUCUCAAGUUCAACGUGCAUUACUAGAAUUACACACUUGCAGCCAAUAUGGUUUGAGGAUAUGGUUUGGCACAAUAAAAUGUGACAUCCGUUCCAGAUACAUUGAUUUGGUGAGGACCAUCCUCUGGUUAAUGGAGAAGGGUACCAUUCAGGAAAGUGGCUUUUUAUUGGUAUUCAAGCACGUCAGGUACUUAAGGUUCAUAAUGGUCCGUGUCUGGUGAUCUAAUAAAUAGAACCCUUCAAUGGAACGAAAAGAGAGAAAACAUUUUAAGAUGGCACCACUGAAUCUACUCAGAGUUGGAAUUAUGGUCCUGUACUCUCCUCCAUCCACUAACCUGUUCAAGCUGGCAUGGUCACUUGCCUACUGGCUACUGCCGUUCCACAGCAUGCUUCUCUCUAGCUGGGUGUGAUUGCUAAAAGUUGGUGAUAAGGAGGAGAAAAAGCAUCCCUCGUGUGAUCCCAAGCAAGAAGCUUAAGAAGGAUCCCUAGGACGAGGGGGAGACAAGCAGGCAAAUAUAAAGAUGACACUGCAUAAUUGAUAAUUCACUGACCACCUCAGAUAUGCUGAGAACGUGCUCAUAGCAUGGCGGUGAAGUCCUCAUUUGUGAGGCUACAGGCCAGGGCUCAACCCUGGCUCUCACAAAAAAAAAAAAGGUCCCUUGCUGUGUGUUCCCCAAAAGCGCGAGUUAAGAACCGGUCUUCGGGUCCUCAUAUAGGAAGCAGAAGGGAACACACACAUAUACUGAAUUUCAAGGUGACCGAUAUCACUGGAACGGGAGGCACACGGAAUGCCAACAACGGUUGCAGCACCGAACAUAGUUCCAGUAGCCUCAGCUACCAAAGUCUGGGAAUGAGACCAGGGGGGCUGGAGCACUUGGUUGCCUUGCAAAGUUGCAAUGGCAUCAAGCAGUGCAGAGAAAGAAGGCACGGAUUCAAAGCAUGCCGGUCACAUGCUCACAGCCCUCCGGCGAUGGCCUCGUUCAGCCGUUCUUCUUGAGUGAUCUCUACUCGUAGGGGCUUGGCUUGAUGCAGCGCACGAGUAGGGAUGCAAGCGGGGGCGGACAAGCGGGCUUUUUUAUUCCGCUUAUCCAACUUCUAGCUUAUUUUUUCUUCUAAAUUUUGUACUACCAUACCAGAAAUAAACUAGCAAGCGGGUAACGAGACUACCCACUUGCAUCCCUCCCUACGCACGAGCUGUGCUCACGUGAUCUGAACACAUGCAUGUUAGCUUGUGCUUCAGAACGAUUUUUUAUUCAGUUUAGUGGGAGGAUAUUAGUCCAGUGGGUUGUUCCUUUUUUUUUUCAAUGGUUGUUUUUUUAGAAAGUAUUUUUUAGGAUGGACCUUUUCUUUUAAGAAAGGUUUUUACGCGGAGGUGGAGGAGGACAACUUCCUCUUUAUAGAAGUAGAGAGAUGAGGAAGCUAUGCACAUUGUGAAACAUAUUUUUUCCUCAUCUUUUUUUGUUUUGUAUAACUUUGAAAUUAUAUACAUUCCUAUAAAAACACUACCAACUAAGAAACUACCACAUCCAUUUUAAA